GAGGGUCCGCCCGGCCCCCCGCCGCCGCCGCCGCCGCCGCCGCCGCCGCCUCAGCCGCCGCUGGACGAGGAGCAGGGGAACAUGGCGCCGGGGCCGCCGUCGCCAAGGCCGGGAUCUUGGAAGCCCGGGCCACGCUGAGGGCGCGCAGCUGGAGGAAAUGUCGGCGCUUGGGCGAUGAGAAGCAGUGGUCGCUGGGGUGCUGCGCUGUGCGGCACCAUGGGCUCUGACUCUUGCACCGCGUGGGCAGCUGGCCUCUACUGCCACUGUUGAGAGCCCUCCCUCCACAGGAACACUAACCUGAUCUCGGACGUGGCUGAUUGUGGCAGGAUGUGUCGACGAUGAUGAUGGCAAGGAAGCAAGAUGUCCGCAUUCCCACCUACAACAUCAGCGUGGUGGGAUUGUCUGGGACCGAGAAGGAGAAGGGCCAGUGUGGCAUUGGGAAGUCAUGUCUGUGCAACCGCUUCGUGCGUCCAAGUGCUGAUGAGUUCCACUUGGACCACACCUCCGUCCUCAGCACCAGUGACUUUGGCGGGCGAGUGGUCAAUAAUGACCACUUUCUCUACUGGGGAGAAGUUAGCCGCUCCCUUGAGGACUGCGUGGAGUGUAAGAUGCACAUUGUGGAGCAGACUGAAUUUAUUGAUGACCAGACUUUUCAGCCUCAUCGGAGCACGGCCCUGCAGCCCUACAUCAAGAGAGCCGCUGCAACCAAGCUCGCAUCGGCUGAAAAACUCAUGUACUUUUGCACUGACCAGCUGGGGCUGGAGCAGGACUUUGAGCAGAAACAAAUGCCCGAUGGAAAGCUGCUGGUCGAUGGUUUCCUUCUUGGGAUUGAUGUCAGCCGGGGCAUGAAUAGGAACUUUGAUGACCAGCUCAAGUUUGUCUCGAAUCUCUACAACCAGCUUGCAAAAACAAAAAAGCCCAUCGUGGUGGUCCUGACUAAGUGCGAUGAGGGUGUUGAACGGUACAUUAGAGAUGCACAUACUUUUGCCUUAAGCAAAAAGAACCUCCAGGUUGUGGAGACCUCAGCGAGAUCCAACGUCAACGUGGACUUGGCUUUCAGUACCUUAGUGCAGCUCAUUGAUAAGAGCCGGGGAAAGACAAAAAUUAUUCCUUAUUUUGAAGCUCUCAAGCAGCAGAGUCAGCAGAUCGCCACAGCGAAAGACAAGUACGAGUGGCUCGUGAGUCGCAUUGUGAAAAAUCACAACGAGAACUGGCUGAGCGUCAGCCGAAAGAUGCAGGCCUCCCCCGAGUACCAGGACUAUGUCUACCUGGAAGGGACGCAGAAAGCCAAGAAGCUGUUUCUCCAGCACAUCCACCGCCUCAAGCACGAGCACAUUGAGCGCCGGAGGAAGCUGUACUUGGCAGCCCUGCCCUUGGCUUUUGAAGCUCUCAUACCGAACCUAGAUGAGAUCGACCACCUCAGCUGCAUCAAAGCCAAAAAGCUUUUAGAGACCAAGCCGGAGUUCCUGAAGUGGUUCGUUGUGCUUGAAGAGACCCCGUGGGAUGCCACCAGCCACAUCGACAACAUGGAGAAUGAGCGGGUUCCCUUUGACUUGAUGGACACAGUUCCUGCGGAGCAGCUGUACGAGGCCCACUUAGAGAGGCUGCGGAAUGAGAGGAAGAGGGCAGAGAUGCGGAGGGCAUUCAAAGAAAACCUGGAGACCUCGCCGUUCAUAACGCCUGGGAAGCCUUGGGAAGAGGCCCGGAGCUUUAUUAUGAAUGAAGACUUCUACCAGUGGCUGGAAGAAUCUGUGUACAUGGAUAUUUAUGGGAAGCACCAAAAGCAGAUCAUAGACAAAGCAAAGGAAGAGUUUCAAGAGUUGCUUUUGGAAUAUUCAGAAUUGUUUUAUGAACUGGAGCUGGAUGCUAAGCCCAGCAAGGAAAAGAUGGGCGUCAUCCAGGAUGUUCUGGGGGAGGAGCAGCGGUUCAAGGCAUUGCAGAAGCUGCAGGCGGAGCGUGAUGCCCUCAUCCUGAAGCACAUCCAUUUCGUGUACCACCCGACAAAGGAGACGUGCCCCAGCUGCCCAGCUUGUGUGGAUGCCAAGAUUGAGCACUUGAUCAGUUCGAGGUUCAUCCGCCCAUCUGACCGCAAUCAGAAGAAUUCGCUCUCUGACCCCAACAUUGAUAGGAUCAAUUUGGUUAUCUUGGGCAAAGAUGGUCUUGCCCGAGAGUUGGCCAAUGAAAUCCGAGCUCUUUGUACAAAUGAUGACAAAUAUGUGAUAGAUGGCAAAAUGUAUGAACUUUCCCUGAGGCCGAUAGAAGGGAAUGUCAGGCUUCCCGUGAACUCUUUCCAGACGCCGACUUUUCAGCCCCAUGGCUGCCUCUGCCUUUACAAUUCAAAGGAAUCGCUGUCCUAUGUCGUUGAGAGCAUAGAAAAGAGCAGAGAGUCCACACUGGGCAGGCGGGACAAUCACUUAGUCCACCUCCCCCUGACAUUAAUUCUGGUCAACAAGAGAGGAGACACCAGUGGAGAGACCCUACAUAGCCUAAUACAACAAGGCCAGCAAAUUGCUAGCAAGCUUCAGUGCGUCUUUCUUGAUCCUGCUUCUGCUGGCAUUGGUUAUGGACGGAAUAUUAAUGAGAAGCAAAUCAGUCAGGUUUUAAAGGGACUCCUGGACUCUAAGCGUAACUUAAACUUGGUCAGUUCUACUGCUAGCAUCAAAGAUUUGGCUGACGUGGACCUGCGGAUUGUUAUGUGUCUCAUGUGUGGCGAUCCCUUUAGUGCAGAUGACAUCCUCUUUCCUGUCCUUCAGUCCCAAACCUGUAAGUCUUCCCAUUGUGGAAGCAACAACUCUGUGUUACUUGAACUUCCAAUCGGGCUGCACAAGAAGCGCAUUGAGCUGUCUGUCCUUUCUUACCAUUCCUCAUUUAGCAUCCGGAAGAGCCGGUUGGUUCAUGGGUACAUAGUUUUUUAUUCAGCCAAACGUAAGGCCUCCUUGGCUAUGUUACGUGCCUUUCUUUGUGAAGUGCAGGAUAUUAUCCCCAUCCAACUUGUAGCACUCACUGAUGGCGCUGUAGACGUCCUGGACAAUGACUUAAGUCGGGAACAGCUGACGGAGGGGGAGGAGAUUGCGCAGGAAAUCGACGGGAGAUUCACAAGCCUCCCCUGUAGCCAACCUCAGCAUAAGCUUGACAUCUUUCACCCAUUUUUUAAAGAUGUGGUGGAGAAAAAGAACAUCAUCGAGGCCACACACAUGUAUGAUAACGUUGCUGAGGCCUGUAGCACCACCGAGGAGGUGUUCAACUCCCCCCGGGCAGGCUCGCCACUCUGCAACUCAAACCUGCAGGAUUCCGAAGAGGACAUGGAGCCGCCGUCAUACAGCCUGUUUCGGGAAGACACGUCACUGCCUUCCCUGUCCAAAGACCAUUCUAAACUCUCUAUGGAGCUGGAGGGAAACGAUGGGCUCUCAUUCAUCAUGAGCAACUUUGAGAGUAAACUGAACAACAAAGUACCUCCGCCAGUCAAACCAAAGCCUCCUGUCCAUUUUGAAAUUACGAAGGGCGAUCUGUCUUAUUUGGACCAAGGCCAUCGGGAUGGGCAGAGGAAGUCCAUGUCCUCUAGUCCCUGGCUGCCACAGGAUGGGUUUGAUCCUUCUGACUACGCAGAACCUAUGGAUGCUGUGGUCAAGCCGAGGAAUGAAGAGGAAAACAUAUAUUCGGUGCCCCACGACAGCACUCAAGGCAAGAUCAUCACCAUCCGGAAUAUCAACAAAGCUCAGUCCAACGGCAGUGGCAAUGGUUCUGACAGUGAGAUGGACACAAGUUCUCUAGAGCGCGGCCGCAAGGUGUCCAUUGUGAGCAAGCCUGUGCUGUACCGGACCAGGUGCACCCGACUUGGACGGUUCGCUAGUUACCGAACUAGCUUCAGCGUGGGGAGUGAUGAUGAGCUGGGCCCCAUCCGGAAGAAAGAGGAGGACCAGGCCUCCCAGGGAUACAAGGGGGACAACACUGUCAUUCCCUAUGAAACCGAUGAAGACCCCAGGAGGAGGAAUAUUCUUCGCAGCCUAAGGAGGAACACCAAGAAACCAAAGCCCAAACCCCGACCAUCUAUCACAAAGGCAACCUGGGAGAGUAAUUAUUUUGGGGUGCCCUUAACAACUGUCGUGACUCCAGAGAAACCAAUCCCCAUUUUCAUUGAACGAUGCAUCGAGUACAUUGAAGCUACAGGACUGAGCACAGAAGGCAUCUACCGGGUCAGCGGGAACAAGUCAGAGAUGGAGAGUCUGCAGAGACAGUUUGAUCAAGACCACAACCUGGACUUGGCAGAGAAAGACUUCACCGUGAACACUGUGGCUGGGGCCAUGAAGAGCUUCUUCUCAGAGCUGCCGGACCCCCUGGUGCCGUACAGCAUGCAGAUUGACCUGGUGGAGGCGCACAAAAUCAAUGACCGGGAACAGAAGUUACAUGCCCUCAAGGAGGUACUGAAGAAAUUCCCAAAGGAAAACCAUGAAGUCUUCAAAUAUGUCAUCUCGCACCUGAACAAGGUCAGCCACAACAACAAGGUGAACCUCAUGACCAGUGAGAACCUGUCCAUCUGCUUCUGGCCCACCUUGAUGAGGCCUGACUUCAGCACCAUGGACGCGCUCACGGCCACGCGCACCUACCAGACAAUCAUCGAACUCUUCAUCCAGCAGUGCCCCUUCUUCUUCUACAAUCGGCCCAUCAGCGAGCCCCCAGGCGCCGUGCCCAGCUCCCCCUCAGCCAUGGCUGCCACGGUCCCCUUCCUCACCUCCACACCGGUCCCCAGUCAGCCUUCCCCUCCCCAGUCACCUCCCCCCACCCCCCAGUCCCCCUUGCAGCCGCUGCUCCCCUCCCAGCUUCAGGCCGAGCACACGCUGUGAGCCGCCGUGCCGGGUCGCAGGAGAGUCCGUCUUGGUGUUGGCAUUGGGCCUUGAGCAAAAGCAGGUGCCCUGGGGCAGGCACAGCGAGGGUCC
Dipodomys spectabilis (banner-tailed kangaroo rat) is the source of this 4934-nucleotide messenger RNA. RefSeq names its product Rho GTPase activating protein 35 (gene Arhgap35). Lineage: Eukaryota; Metazoa; Chordata; Mammalia; Rodentia; Heteromyidae. The transcript is spliced from 7 exons. Bases 339 to 4841 code for a protein of 1500 amino acids. Gene Ontology annotation, molecular function: GTP binding; GTPase activity. Gene Ontology annotation, biological process: signal transduction. The record is from RefSeq and is a predicted model, not a curated record.